AUGCUGUCGACAGCCGACUCGCGAUCGAAUAUGGUGGUUGGACCGGGACAGCUUGACGGACUCUCUGCUGCCAAUUUGUAUUCCUUGCCGCAAGAGCUAAAAGACACCGAAACCGACGCAGAUGGAGAUGAGAGUAAUGGGGGUGAUGUUGCUCCUGUUCCCUUCCCCAUCGCCAUUGUGGGAAUGUCGAUGAGGCUUCCGGGAGGCGUCAAUUGCGAGAAGGAGUUUUGGGAGUUCUUGGUAGACAAACGAGACGGUCUGUGCAAAGUCCCUGACAAUAGAUAUAACAUCGACGCCUUUUACAAGGAGUCCACAUCUGGUGCCAUUCGGACACAACAUGGAUAUUUUCUCCAGCAGGAUAUAGCUCAUUUCGAUGCUGCUUUCUUUGGAACGAGCAAGGUCGAAGCUGCCAGGAUGGAUCCCCAACAGCGAAUGUUGAUGGAGGUUGUCUGGGAGUGCAUGGAGAACGGAGGUCAGACGCAAUGGCGUGGGAAAAACAUCGGAUUCUAUGUCGGCGUCUUUGGAGAGGACUGGUUGGAUCUGUUGAGCAAAGACACCCAGGCUAACGAUCGAUACCGGGUCAUUGGAGCUGGGGAUUUUGCUUUAUCAAAUCGGAUAUCAUAUGAAUAUGACCUGCGGGGCCCCAGCAUGACAAUCCGAACAGGAUGCUCCUCCUCGUUAGUCGGCUUGCAUGAGGCCUGCCAGGCUCUGUAUUCGGGCGAAUGCGCUUCUGCCUUGGUUGCUGGAACUAACUUGAUAAUCACACCGACUAUGACCACCUCUAUGUCUGACAAUAUGGUCAUCUCGAAGAGUGGAAUCUGCAGGACAUUUGAUGCCGCCGCAGAUGGCUACGGCAGGGGGGAGGCCGUGAAUGCAAUCUACAUCAAACCACUGGAUGCCGCCUUGAGAGAUGGAGACCCAGUUCGAGCGGUCAUUCGGUCAACUGCUGUCAACUGUGAUGGUAAAACGCCUAGUAUAACCACACCAGGCUCACAGGCGCAAGAGCGCCUGAUCCGGCGAGCAUACCAGAGAGCACAAAUUACGGAGGUAUUCAAAACAGGCUUUUUUGAGUGUCAUGGCACAGGGACGGUUGUCGGGGAUACGGCAGAGACGUCUGUCGUGGCAAAAGUCUUUGGAGACCAUGGUAUACACAUUGGUGCCGUGAAAGCGAACGUCGGUCAUUCGGAAGGUGCUUCGGGGAUUACAAGCAUCAUCAAAUGUGUUUUGUCAUUGGAGAAAAAGACCAUUCUACCGAAUGUCUUUUUCAAGGAUCCAAAUCCUAGGAUACCGUUUGAGCAAGCAAAGUUACAGGUUCCCACCAAGGCCAUGCCGUGGCCCAUGGAUCGAUGUCAACGAGUUAGUGUCAAUUCAUUUGGAGUCGGCGGUACCAAUGCCCAUCUCAUCAUGGAUUCCGCGUCGACAGUAUGCGGAGAAGGAUCGUCUGACAAGGUGUCAGACAAAUGCUCUUCUCAUUUGUUGCUUGUUUCAGCCAAAUCACCCAAGUCACUAGAUGGGAAUAUCGAGGCCCUCAAAGCUUACAUCGAUACCAGUUCGGUUUGCCCAAGUGACCUCGCAUAUACCUUGGCUUUGAAAAGAGAGCACAUGGUUCACAGAGCAUUCGCAAUCCUUGAUUACAACGGCCAGAUUUCGUCUUUUGAGAAAUCGAAGUCUGUGUGUCCACAGGUCACCUUUGUAUUCACCGGCCAGGGCGCGCAAUGGCCAGGGAUGGGAAGAGAGCUGUUCCUUGAGAGCGAGAAAUUCCGGGACAACAUCAGAAUGCUGGAUCGCGUCCUGCAGUCGCUAGAAAGCCCACCAAAGUGGACCAUUGAAGGGGAGCUUCUUCAGUGCGAUGACCCGGACAGGCUCAAAGAAGCUGAUGUGUCACAAUCUUUAUGUGCUGCCGUUCAGAUAGGUGUUGUGAACAUCCUCCGUGAAUGGGGAGUCAAACCUUCGUCGGUGAUCGGACACUCCAGUGGUGAGAUAGCUGCGGCAUAUGCUUCCGGCGCAAUACCCCCAGAGGUAGCCAUAAGCAUCGCAUAUCUGCGGGGCCGCACUAUUAGGUCGUCCAGAUCGAAUGGUGCCAUGGCUGCUGUUGGAUUAGGACGUGAGCAGAUCAAACCUUACCUGAGGGAGGGCGUUGUGAUAGCAUGCGAGAACAGCCCACAAAAUGUCACUAUUUCUGGGGAUCAGAAAGCUAUAAACGAGGUGGUUGAGGAAAUCCAGGCCAACGACGAGAGCUUCUGCAGGCUUCUGGCGGUAAAUGUUGCCUACCACUCUCCCCAUAUGAAGGAUCUCGGGGAGUCGUUCGAGAAGCAUCUGAGUCCGCGCAUGUCGUACAACAAGUCCAUGGUCCCUCUCAUCUCCACGGUCACUGGGGAAGUGAUUAGUGAGCCAGACCGCUUAAAUGCCAGAUACUGGAGACACAAUUUGGAAUCUCCUGUGCUUUUCAGCAGUGCAGUCCGAACAUUGACGGAUGCUGACAAGGAAGAAAGACUCUUUCUUGAAAUUGGGCCCCAUAGUGCACUCUCCAGCCCUCUACGCCAGAUCUUCUCGGAAGCAGACAAUAAACGGCUAUAUUACGUACCGACCCUGGUGCGACGAGAAGAUCAAUGGAGGUGUAUGUUAGCUACAGCAGGUCAAUUGUACAUCCAUGGCACUGCCCUCAAUUUGGCUGGCCCGCUUGUUGGCAGUGGAAAAACAUUGACCAAUCUACCCCCUUAUUCCUGGGAAUAUAAUGAGCGCUUUUGGAACGAGACGCGGUUAGCCCGAGACUGGAGAUUGCGAGAACAUUCGCACCAUGAGCUGCUCGGGUCUCGCGCCCUCGAGUCCACCGACAUCGAGCCGAUGUGGAGGAACAUCCUGAAGCUGGAUAAUGUAAUAUGGCUUCUGGAUCAUAGGCUGAGUGGUGAGGUCGUGUUCCCAUGCGCCGGGUACGUGGCUAUGGUUGGUGAGGCCAUCCGACAAAUAUCAGGAUCCAGUGACUAUUCUAUCCGAAACAUGUUCAUCCGGACUGCCCUGGUUUUAAACCACGAAGAACAUGACGGGGUAGAAAUCAUCACAAGCCUUAGGCCAGCAAGGCUAGCAGACAAUGUGGAUUCAGUAUGGUAUGAGUUUACCAUCACAGCCCAUCAAGACGGCGUUUGGAGCAAACACUGUAUCGGACAGGUCUGUGCUGGCCAGGAUCGGCAACAUGUCCCUAUCCAACUCAGCCCGCAUAGCCGCCACGUUCAAUCGGACAAAUGGUAUGAAGCCUUGGAGGCUAAAGGGCUGGAGUACGGGUCCCGAUUCCGGGGGCUCGACUCCAUCACUGCGAGUCCGUCCAGCCCGCAUGCUGCAGCCGUACUGCAUCCUAUUGAAGAGCACUGCGAUAGUCACUACGCCCUUCACCCUAUUCUCAUUGAUCAAUGCUUGCAGCUCCUCAGUGUGGCAGCUACGAAUGGCCUUGCUCGUCGGAUGACCAGGCUUUGCAUACCAACGGCGAUAAGCAGCCUCUAUAUCGCUGAUGGCCAAGGAGAGAUGUCGGUCGGUGUUUCCUGCGACAAUCGUGUGGGGGCCACCAUGCGCGGUAAUGCGCUUUUGGUUGCGGAUGGCCGCACCUUACUGUCUCUGCAAGACGGCGUUUUCUUCAGUAUUUCAGAUGCUGCCCUGCGAGAAGACGCGCCGCCGCUGGCGUCUACGCUUCACUGGAAUCGCCAUAUUGAUUUUGUUACCCCCGAAAAGCUUUUACCACCAUUCCCGAAGAACGUUUACGAUAGGGAACAGACCGGCAGGUUCGCCAGUUUGGUGGUCGUUGAGACGUAUCAUCGAACCAGGUCGGCAGCUCCUGCCAAAGAGCACUUGAGACGGUAUCAUCAAUGGAUCCAAUCGCAGUACGAGAUGAUCCGUGACGAUGCCCGCGAUCUGCUGCCAGAGUUGCGAGACAAGCAUGCUGCCGAUCCUGCCACCCGGUGGCCUGAAAUCCAACGCAUCCUGGACACGGAGCAAAGUCCUGUGCUAAGAAGUGCCUUCGUACUCGCUGAAAGGGUCUUGCGUCAUAUCCACGAAAUCCUGGAUGAUCGAUGCAGCCCCAUUGAACUUCUGAUGGAAGACGACGGUCUAGAGAAACUGUACAAGGAGCUCUCCGCUGUGACGCAUUGGGACGCAUUCCUCUCUUUACUCGGCCACUCCAACCCCAGCCUCCGUAUCUUGGAAAUUGGUGGAGGUACUGGAGGUGCCACGCGGUCGGCGUUAAACUCACUGACUUCUCCUGGCAAGGGCCGUAUGUAUACUACAUACACUUUUACGGAUCUCUCAGUAGGUUUCGUUUCCAAGGCCAAGGAAAAAUUCGCCGAGUUUAGGGGCAUGGAAUAUACAACGCUCGACAUUUCCCAAGACCCAGAAUCCCAAGGGUUCACGCCUGGAGCGUAUGAUUUGAUCAUUGCUGCUAACGUGCUCCAUGCAACCCCGCGGAUUUCUGAGACCCUCCGCAAUGUGCGCAAACUUCUCUCACCAACUGGCCGGCUGCUAUUGCAGGAACUAUGUCCUUCACACUCCCUCAUUGGCUACACCAUGGGUAUCCUGCCGGGCUGGUGGAUCGCAGAAGACGGCAGGGAUGUGCCUUACAUUAAUCCCGACAAAUGGCACGACGAACUCGUACAGGCGGGCUUCACCGGUGCUGAUGUGGUGCGCCUGGACAAUGAGGCCCCUUACCAGCACAAUGCCCACAUCAUAGCGAGGCCUUCUCCUCGUCUGCCCAUCAAGGGUGAAAUCGGUCUUUUGCAUCAAGGCGAAGUCACCUGUUGGGCUCAGCGGCUUGGACGACUUCUGUCGUCGAGGGGAUACGUGGUGAAGUGGGUCACCUUGGAUGAAUCCCCCACCGUGUCAGAUUUUAUCUCUCUGGUAGAUUUGGAGAAACCCUUCUUCGACAAUCUUUCCGCUGCCAAACUCCAGCAAUUCCAGCGGUUUGCCUCGCAUCUCACCACCGGCCGCUCACUCUGGCUUAUGCGAGCGAUUCAAUUAGUUGAUACGGAUCCUGACCCGGCACGCGCACUUACUUUGGGGGUCAUGCGCACCGUUCGACAUUCCCUUGCACGAACGAUAUCCACGGUGGAGAUCGACCAGCUGGACGACGCAGCGAUACAUCGUGUUAUUGAGAUAUUCGAGAAAUUCAAGACAUACGACGAUACUCAGUACCCUCCGCCCGAUUAUGAGUAUGUUCUGAAAGAUAACAAUGUCUAUGUGGGUCGUUUCCAGUGGUCCCCCCUGGACGGGGUGAUGACCUCUGCCCCCGCAACUGGAUCUCGGGUUCUAGACAUUGGGUCCCACGGAAUGCUAGACACCUUAAGAUGGAGCUUGAGCGGGCGAGGCCCUAUGAUGGCGGAGGACGACGUUGAGGUCGAUGUUACAUGCGUAGGAUUGAAUUUCAGAGAUAUCAUGGUCUCAAUGGGGCUGAUGGGAGAUACAAGCAAAAUGGGGUUGGAGGGCAGUGGAAUUGUACGGGCAGUUGGGCGUUCAGUGACCACUCUUCAGGCCGGUGAUCGAGUCCUGUUUGCUGGCAAAGGCAUGAUGGCUACACGGAAGGUAAUGCCCGCGGGUAACUGCAUAAAAAUACCAAGUGACCUUUCCCUGGAGGAUGCCGCAGCAGGACCGUGUGUGUUCACGACGGUCAUCUAUUCGCUCAUGUAUGUUGGGCAGCUCCGGAAAGGACAAUCUGUGCUCAUUCAUAGCGCCUGCGGAGGCGUCGGACUAGCUGCCAUUCAGGUCUGCCAGAUGAUCGGCGCUGAGAUCUUUGCAACAGUCGGAAGCGAUGAGAAAAAGAAACACCUGAUUGACAACCUCCAGAUCCCCGAGGACCAUGUCUUUGACUCGCGGAGCGCCUCCUUCGAGGAAAAUGUGAUGAGGAUGACAGACAACAAGGGAGUUGAUAUAGUCUUGAAUUCCCUAUCGGGGGAGUUAUUGCAUGCAUCCUGGAGAUGCGUCGCACCAUUUGGAAGGAUGAUUGAGCUUGGUAAACGGGAUUUUCUAGGCCAUGGCAAGUUGGACAUGGACCUUUUUGAGGGAAAUCGCACCUUCACUGGCGUCGAUCUGUCUCAAAUUGCCGACAAGUCACCCGAGAUGUUCCGUGAUAUGAUAGACGACUGUCUUGAUUUCUUCAAGGAAGGAAAGCUCAAGCCAAUCCGUCCCGUGACUACCUAUGAGGCAACUGAUAUUGUGAAAGCCUUUAGGCUGAUGCAAAGCGGAAAACAUAUGGGGAAAAUCGUAAUUCGUAUGCCAGAGGAUGCUUCCGCCCUAUCAGUCUCCCGAGUACACGAGAAAGGGAACUUGUUUCGCGACGAUGCGUCCUACCUGCUUAUUGGUGGGUUUGGAGGCAUUGGUCGAGCCGUCGCCACAUGGAUGGUUGAGAGAGGAGCGCGGCAUUUGGUCAUACUGUCCCGAUCCGGCGAGGAGUCGCCCCGAAAUCAGGCAUUCAUUGAGGAUUUGAAAAGCCAAGGUGGCUGCCACGUCGUCAGUGUUACUGGAAGUGUCGCGAAGCUGAUCGACACGCAAAGAGCGGUAUCGGCAGCGACGAAACCAAUUGCCGGCGUCAUACAGAUGUCAAUGGUGUUAAGGGAUGCAAAUUUCGAAGAUAUGACCAUCGAGCAGUGGAACGAGGUCCUCGCGCCAAAGGUCCAGGGCACCUGGAACCUCCAUCGCGCACUUGAUGGCCGAGAAUUGGACUUUUUUGUCCUAUUUAGUUCACUUACGGGCAUUAUUGGCUUUACAGGGCAAAUGAACUAUGCAGCAAGCAAUUCUUUCCUUGAUGCUUUCAUGCAAUAUCGUCACUCACAACGCCUAGUUGCCAGUGUGCUUGACAUAGGCUUUAUGGGAGACAUAGGGUAUCUCCCUGAGAACUCCCCCAAAACCCUCGAUUAUGCCCGGUCAGCGUCGUCACAGAUUAUCGGCGCGCAGGAUCUGCUUCAUGCCCUAGAGCUCUCUAUACUUUCGGGACCGCUCAAGGGCCCAUCUCAGCUUUUCCUCGGGAUGGGCACCUCCAAGCCGCUCUCGGAAUGCGCAACGGAGCCAUCAUGGGCGCAGGAUGCUCGCCUACUGGCGUGGCGGAACGUUUUGACAGCCACAGAGGGCCAAGCAAACGCCAGAAGUGAUCAACUCAGGCGAUUACUAGAAGAUGUUAAGCGUGACCCAUCCAUCCUAUACAAGCCAGACACAGAGGACAAGCUUACCUAUGAACUUGGGAAGAUGAUCGCGGAACACCUGUCGUACUCUGAAGAUUUGGAGCUAGAGGAGCUCGCGAAUAUUGCAAUUGACUCUCUGAUGAGCAUUGAAAUCAGGACUUGGUUGAGACGGUACGCCGGGCUCGAGGUAUCGCUGGUGGAAAUCUCCAAGGCCGGCACAGUCAGUGGACUGAGUAAAAUUACUCUAAAGAAGCUCCGUGAAAAACACCAGUCAGGCGAGCUGGAGACCGCAAAUGCCAAAGAUGUGGCAUGGGAGUCCGGCGAGCCAGAUGAAUUGAAACUCUGCCUGCAGGAUAGCGAGCUGGGCAAGGACAUCGAGCCACUCUCAACUCAAGUCGCGGAUUGGUAUGCUGACGAUGAAGGGCGUGUCUUCAUGACUGGGGCCACAGGAUAUUUGGGAGCAUUCUUUUUAGCUCUACUGUCUGGUUUACCUCAGGUCAAGGAAGUCGCUUGUCUUGUUAGAGCCAAGGACGUGGUUUCCGGAGUAUCUCGAAUCAAAGAAGCUCUGGCUGGAUAUGGGCUUCCCUUCGACUUUGAACAGAAGCUUCGUGUCGUUCCAGGAGACAUCGAUAGCGCCACGCUAGGGCUCAGGACAGAGGAAUUCGACGAACUCGCUCAGUGGUCCAGUGUUAUCUUUCAUUUUGCGUCCCUCGCCAAUUAUACACUCCCCUAUUCCUCUCACCGAGAAGCAAACGUGCUCGGUCUGGUCAACGUGCUCCGCUUUGCUAACACUGGACGCCCUAAACCGCUUCAUUAUGUGUCCAGUAUAUCUGCCUGCGGAGCAGCGGGACAUCUCUCAGGGCAGGUCAUUCCCGAGGACCAGAGGCCCCUGUUUGACCUCGACAUAGUCAAAGAGCACAUUGGCUACACCCAAAGCAAAGUCGUGGCUGAGCAGAUAGCGUGGAAUGCCAUCUCCAAUGGUCUCCCGCUGACCAUAUACAGGCCCGGAUUAGUCACGGGGCACAGCGUCACCGGGGCUCAGAAACCGCAGGACGCUCUUAACCGUCUGAUAGCCAACUGUCUUCGCAUCGGCAGCUAUCCUGUUCCUCCACAUGGCCGAAACCAGUGCAUUCCCGUUGACUUUGUCUGCUCCUCCAUGCUGCGGAUUUCUCUGUCUAAUGAAAACCUCUGCCACGCCUAUAACCUUGUACGGCCUGACCAGGCACAAAGCGUUACGUGGGAAGAGACAUUUGAGAUCCUCAACGAGAAUUGUACCGUGCCGUUACGGCGCGUGUCUCCAUCGCAGUGGAUCGACAUCUUUGCCGAACAUGGCGAUGAGAGGGAAAAGAUGGGGGUUUCCAUACUGAAAGAGAGACUGGACGAAAACUCGGUCUGGUGGGCUCUCGACAAGGGCACCAUGGCUCUUUUUGAGGCAAGCAACAUGCGCCAAGCGCUCUCGCAAUUCCCAGAAGUUCUCGAAGUGCCUUCCGUGGCCGACCUAUUCAAAACCUACUUGCCUGUAUGGAGGAAUCAAAAGUAG
Messenger RNA from Aspergillus viridinutans, 8691 nucleotides. RefSeq names its product type I iterative polyketide synthase. Gene Ontology annotation, biological process: fatty acid biosynthetic process; secondary metabolite biosynthetic process. NCBI's taxonomy places the organism in Eukaryota, Fungi, Ascomycota, Eurotiomycetes, Eurotiales, Aspergillaceae. The transcript has 7 exons. The record is from RefSeq and is a predicted model, not a curated record. Gene Ontology annotation, molecular function: fatty acid synthase activity; oxidoreductase activity. The coding region runs from base 1 to 8691 and encodes 2896 amino acids.